This is a messenger RNA of Patiria miniata (bat star), 2260 nucleotides long. RefSeq names its product HAUS augmin-like complex subunit 3. The record is from RefSeq and is a predicted model, not a curated record. Bases 132 to 2003 code for a protein of 623 amino acids. Gene Ontology annotation, cellular component: centrosome; mitotic spindle; HAUS complex. The transcript is spliced from 14 exons. NCBI's taxonomy places the organism in Eukaryota, Metazoa, Echinodermata, Asteroidea, Valvatida, Asterinidae. Gene Ontology annotation, biological process: centrosome cycle; spindle assembly.
GAAGAUCCCGAGUUGCAGCUGUGGCAGUGCAGUUAGGUUUUGCUCCAGCACUAUAAUUUUUGGUAUUUGAUGGUUUGUUAUAUCAACCCGUGGUUCUUCUUUGAGAGGUGAAAUUUUGAAAUUCAACCAAUAUGAGUGGAGGCAGGCGAUUGGUUGAGGCUUUGCAGAGGAUUGGCUUUGGAGAGUCACAUGAUCUUCAAGCUGAAGGAUUUGAUUGGAUGUUUGAUGAUGAGGCGGUGACACCCUUCUUGGAGUGGUUCUGUGAUAAUGUGGGACCUUCCAACCUGCUGUCCGAACAGGAGAUUAGAGAGUUUAAGAUACUGGAAUCAUCUGGUGAGGGCAUCUUAGAAGGCGAUCAGUUAGAGGAUGCUCUGAAGAAUGCAUCAGUACCAGAUGAGACACAAGAACUCUCUCCAGAAAUGCUCAGGGACAACAUUUUGCAGAUGGAAGAAGAGCUUCAAGCAGCUGAAAGUCGGAAAGAACACCUGCUGCAGCAGAGAAAUAAACUCAGCCUUCAUCACACAGCCUUAACCCACAGACUGACCAAAAUGGGUCUGGUCGAAUCGGCAACGAAAAACCAGUACAAGAAGAAGCUUGAACAGAACCAAACAGACAAUGUUCAGAUGAACACAGCCCUGGAGAGACUAUGCCAGUCUACUAAAGACCUGCUGGAGUUGUAUCACCGGAUAGACAGCUUGCACUCUGCCACUGGUUCAUCAAACACAUCCCAGGAUGCCGCAUUCCUGUCCCAGCAGCCUCUUGGGCAUUAUCACCACUCAGAAGAACGAUUCACCCAAGAGUUGACAAGUUUCACCAAAAAGCAGUUUUUUGAGGGCAUUGCUGAUCUUGUGGGGCAUGAUGAGGGUUCACGCUACCAGAUCCUAGACAUCAGUAACCCCAGCAGUCUGGUCAUCAGAGGAGAGAAGCAACACGUGACAAACAGUGACUGCAAAGAACUAGCCAGACUCCAAGCACUCUAUCCGACAAGUCAGAGAAGGCGCAUCAAAGCUCAAGUUGAGGAAGCACGUCUGCUGGCGGCCUGCAACUUCACUGGUGACAAGCUGCAAUCCCUAGGCAAUCAUGGCUACCCAAGCAACGUCACUGAGCUGAGUGAUAGACUAAAGGAGUUGCAAUGCAAACUUCAGACUGUCCAGAGGAUUGGGUCAAAGGUCGCAGAGACUGAUCUCCAUGACCUGAUCCAAGAGAAUGCAAUGCUGCAAGCUACUAGAGUCUUGUAUGGAGACUACAACCUGAAGAUUAUGAGGCAGGAUUACUUUACGUCCAAACAAGAUCAACUGAUAGAACAGUUGAUCAAUCAGCAAUCUCGUCACAAGUUCCUACUGAUGUCAUAUGAGGUAGAGGCCCACAGACAUCGGGAGACUCAUCGCCUUCUGACCGCUUCAGAGCAGUUACUGUCAAGAAAUCUCCAAGCUCAGCAAACCAGAAUGCGUAUGAUGUCAGACCCUAGUCUAGCGCCACCAUCAGGUACCCGUAGCACCAUAGACAGCCGAGAUGUGUUCAUUAAUAGACUACACAACAUCAUUGUUGAUGACAAAGAAAGGAACGGUCACCAACAGCUAUUCCUGACCUAUAGUAGCCUGCUAGAGGGCGCCAGACAGCUUGCCGAAAGACUGUCUUCUGUUCAGGAGAUGCUGUCGUCUACAAAUAGUAGUCAGGACAGCCGGCUGGCGGAUUUGGAAACGACGCUCAAAAGAUGUGAAGACAUGGUGUAUGCCGGCUCGGCAACGAUUGAUGGCCAGCCUGUCCUCAGCCCCCUAGAGUUGAUGAAUGGAAUGACCCGAUUAGAUCAAACGCUACAGAAACUGGAGCAGACCAUUCGGGAUAUAAUAGGGGAGUACAAUAACAAACUGAAGAUGUUAAAAGGAGACCCAUUGCUGGCCAAGCAGCGUCGGCUGUUCGUGUAUUUCCUGACCGAUCCACCUAGACUGCGCCGUACCGUCAGUGAGCUGUCACAGAGAUUGGAAGCCCAACUCGUCACAUAAGGACAUCUAAAAGGGUAGAAUAAGAAUAGAACAUUGUAGUGUGGAACUUGGAUCGCAUUCAUUUACUCAAACGCAACUCUUAUUUGACAGGGUAUCAGUUAACUAUGAUGUACAAACUGACUGAAUCAUCCUUUUCAAUUAAGUUGGAGGGAGGAAAGAAUGUAGUAUCUAGAUGCCCCUUUUUCGGUCAUGUACAAAGUCUAUGGAGAGUUGAAUGCAUUUUCAAAGUAUUUUCCAACAAAAUUGGAAAUGUUUCU